Messenger RNA from Cyanistes caeruleus (blue tit), 924 nucleotides. NCBI's taxonomy places the organism in Eukaryota, Metazoa, Chordata, Aves, Passeriformes, Paridae. The record is from RefSeq and is a predicted model, not a curated record.
AUUCCAACUGAAAUCCAGGGGAAUCCCACGUAAAUCCCAGGAAUUCCAACUGAAGUCCAUGGGAAUUUCAGAUGAAUCCUGGGAAUUCCAACUGAAAUCCAUGGAAAUUUUAGAUAAAUCCAUGGAAAUUCCCCAGAAAUCCAGGCCAAAUCCACCAGAAAUCCAUGGGAAUGUCGGAUAAAUCCAUGGAAAUUCCCCAGAACCCCCCUCAGUGCCCCCACGGAGCCGAUCCCGGGAUCUGGGGGGGGUUUCCCGCCCGGAAUUCCCAGGAAAAGCCCUGAAUGCUGGGAUUUGGUGCAGCUGGCGCUGAAGCACCGGCAGGGCAAGAACCACAAGAUGAGAAUCAUCGCCUUCGUCGGCAGCCCCGUCCUCGACAGCGACAAGGACCUGGUGAAGUUGGCCAAGCGCCUGAAGAAGGAGAAGGUCAACGUGGACAUCAUCAACUUUGGGGAGGAGGAAGCCAACACGGAGAAGCUGACGGCGUUCAUCACGGCUCUCAACGGCAAGGACGGCAGCGGCUCCCACCUGGUGACGGUGCCGCCGGGGCCCAGCCUGGCCGACGCCCUCAUCAGCUCCCCGGUGCUGGCCGGCGAGGGCGGCGCCGUGCUCGGCCUCGGAGCCUCCGACUUCGAGUUCGGCGUCGAUCCCAGCGCCGAUCCCGAGCUCGCGCUGGGAUUGGGAAUUUCAGUUGGGAAUUGGACCCUGAGGAAAUCCCAGAUUUGGUUCCUCCAUCACCCCUCGUUCCCAAGGAUCGGGAAUUUCAGUUGGGAAUUUCAGUUGGGAAUUGGACUUGGAGGAAAUCCCAGAUUUGGUUCCUCUGUCACCAACCCCUCAUUCCCCAGGGAUUGGGAAUUUCAGUUGGGAAUUGGACUCAGGAAUUGGAGGAAAUCCCAGAUUUGGUUCCUCCAUCACUGACCCCGCGUU